This is a messenger RNA of Trichechus manatus latirostris (Florida manatee), 1950 nucleotides long. RefSeq names its product chromosome unknown C1orf43 homolog (gene LTAP1). The transcript has 7 exons. Bases 379 to 1140 code for a protein of 253 amino acids. NCBI's taxonomy places the organism in Eukaryota, Metazoa, Chordata, Mammalia, Sirenia, Trichechidae. Gene Ontology annotation, biological process: phagocytosis. The record is from RefSeq and is a predicted model, not a curated record.
GUGCGCGCGCCGCCGCGCCACGAGACACCCCACUUCGGCUCCGCGCGUCCUCCCCGCCUCCUCUACGGCGGCCCCGCCUUCACCACGUGACGCACGGAUGGCCUCCGCUUCCUCUUACUGGCGUACUUCCGCGUCUGCGCCCUCGCCGCUCCCGGGUGCCAUUGCAGCCUGAGUCACGUGCCGGGGGGAAGCAGGAAGGCGUCGUUCCCCACCCCCCCAGCCGCCAUGUUUUCAGGCCAGGUCUCACUUGGUCUGCCCCCGUAAGGAAAUGGCCGGGGAGCUCCGGGAAAGCCCGGCGCCGUUGCCUCGGCGGAACCCGGGCGGACGAGGCAGGGCAACGGCGUAAACCAGAGCAGCUCUGUGCGGGGUGGGGAGGCCAUGGCGUCUAGCAGUAACUGGCUGUCCGGGGUGAAUGUCGUGCUGGUGAUGGCCUACGGGAGCCUGGUGUUUGUACUGCUAUUUAUUUUUGUGAAGAGGCAAAUCAUGCGCUUUGCAAUGAAGUCUCGAAGGGGACCUCAUGUCCCUGUGGGACACAAUGCCCCCAAGGAUCUGAAAGAAGAGAUCGAUAGUCGACUAUCCAGGGUUCAGGAUAUCAAGUACGAACCCCAGCUGCUUGCAAAUGAUGACGCCAGACUGCUACAGCUGGAAACCCAGGGAAAUCAAAAUUGCUACAACUAUCUGUACAGGAUGAAAGCUCUGGAUGCCAUCCGUGCCUCUGAGAUCCCAUUUCAUGCUGAAGGCCGGCAUCCCCGUUCCUUGAUGGGCAAGAAUUUCCGCUCCUACCUGUUAGAUCUUCGGAACACUAGUACUCCUUUCAAAGGUGUGCGCAAGGCCCUCAUCGAUACCCUGCUGGAUGGCUAUGAGACAGCCCGCUAUGGGACGGGGGUCUUUGGCCAGAGUGAGUACCUGCGCUACCAGGAAGCCCUGACUGAGCUGGCCACCGCGGUCAAAGCACGAAGUGGGAGCUCUCAGCGACACCACCAGUCAGCAGCCAAAGACCUCACUCAGUCCCCUGAAGCUUCCCCAACAACCAUCCAGGUGACAUACCUCCCCCCCAGCCAGAAGAGUAGACGCGCCAAGCACUUCCUGGAAUUGAAGAGCUUUAAGGACAACUAUAACACGCUGGAGAGUACUCUGUGAUGGAGCCGAGGGACUGGAAUUGAAGAGCUUUCAGGACAACUAUAACACGUUGGUGACUACUCUGUGAUGGAGCCGGAGGACUCCCAGUGGGGACUGAGCCCGCCGGAGUACAGCGUGCAGGCCGGGCCGUCCUCAGGUCAUCUGGCUCCACAGGCCCAGACUCCACCGGCCAAAGCGCCCGUGUGUACAGAGCUCACGCCUGGAGGCCCUUUCCUAUGGGCCAUUUCACAACAACAGCUAAAACUGUUUUCUCCCAGUAGCACUUUUUCUGGAGUUCAAUUCAGUUGCUAUUCUAAGUGUUUCUGUCAAGCCUUCUUUAAAAAUCCUCACCUGGUUUUGAUCUGGUUUGUUCACUUGCCCUGUUCCGGACAUUUACUCCCAGAGGUGAGAGUUGAGAUGAGGGGCUUGGUAGCUUCCGUUAUGUGCCCCGUUGUUGUACACGGUUAAGUGGGAGCCGUUUGGGUUUGGGGCAUCUCACGUUGAUUGGUGGGACCUGCAGGCAGGAACUGGUGGGCGAGGUCGGGUGUGGCAGUGGGUCGUGUGUGAAACAGCUUACACCAGGGUGUGUGGGAACAACACAGCUCUCCCUGAACUGCAGAGGCUGCCCUGCCACUUUUACUCCAUACUGUCGUGAGUAAAUUGAAUAAAACAGACUGUUCUGACACCUGGCAUAAUCCUAUCUCCCCUCCCUUAUUGGGGAUACUGUGGGACAAUGUGAAGGAAUGGUUUCCCCUAACAAGGCAACGCAUUGUGUGUCUGACUUUAUAAGUUGGUUGUUUAAUAAAACAAACUGUUAGAAAGUAAAAAACU